Lycium ferocissimum is the source of this 3473-nucleotide messenger RNA. Its product is annotated as pentatricopeptide repeat-containing protein At1g10270-like. Bases 107 to 3157 code for a protein of 1016 amino acids. Gene Ontology annotation, cellular component: chloroplast. The transcript is spliced from 2 exons. Gene Ontology annotation, molecular function: protein binding. The record is from RefSeq and is a predicted model, not a curated record. Lineage: Eukaryota; Viridiplantae; Streptophyta; Magnoliopsida; Solanales; Solanaceae.
CCAAACAGUGUGUUAGUUAAACCUCGCCCUCUCAUUAUCCCAUCUCUGCAAAACUCAACCUCUAGGGUUUAAGCUCAUUUCACCUAAAAACCUCACCGCCAUCACCAUGGCACUCUAUGCCUUACUCCUCCGCUCUCUCCGCCGUUCUUCCUCCAUCACCCAAACCAUAACAACAUCCCCCCUCCUCCACUCCCAUGCACCAUCUCUAAACCCUAACUUCCAUCUCCCUCUCCGCUCAUUCGCUUUCUCCUCCGCCGAAGAAGCCGCCGCCGAACGCCGCCGUCGCAAACGCCGCCUCCGUAUCGAACCACCAAUCAACGCUCUCCGUCGUGACCCCCUCCCUAGAGGCCCCCUUUCCCCCGACGACCCCCGAUCCCGUCUCCCCGAUACCACGUCAGCAUUAGUGGGCCCACGUCUCAACCUUCACAACCGUGUUCAAUCACUAAUCCGUGCAGGUGACUUAAAUUCUGCAGCAGCUGUUGCUCGUCACGCCGUUUUUUCAAACACGAGACCCACUGUGUUUACGUGUAAUGCUAUUAUUGGUGCUAUGUAUCGUGCCGGUCGGUAUAAUGAUGCUAAGGCGUUGUUUCAGUACUUUUUUAAUCAGUAUAAUAUUAUACCGAAUGUUGUUUCGUAUAAUCAUUUGAUUGUGUCACAUUGUGAAGCUGGUGAGGUUGAUGAGGGGUUGAAAGUUUACAGUCAUAUUAUUGAAAAUGCGCCUUUUAGUCCGUCGGCUGUGACGUAUAGGCAUUUAACGAAGGGGUUGAUACAUUCGGAGAGGAUUGGUGAAGCUGUUGAUUUGCUUAGGGAAAUGCUUAAUAAAGGACAUGGUGCGGAUUCGUUGGUUUAUAAUAAUUUGAUAUUAGGGUUCUUGAAUUUGGGUAAUUUAGAGAAAGCGAAUGAGUUGUUUGAUGAGUUGAAAGAGAGGUGUACAGUUUAUGAUGGGGUGGUGAAUGCUACUUUUAUGGACUGGUUUUUUAAGCAGGGGAGGGUGAAAGAGGCUAUGGAAUCGUAUCGGUCACUUCUUGAUAAGAAGUAUAGGAUGGUUCCUGCGACUUGUAAUGUGCUGUUGGAGGUGUUGUUGAGGCAUGGGAGGGAAACUGAGGCGUGGACAUUGUUUGAGGCGAUGUUGGAUGACCACACGCCACCGACGUUCCAGGCUGUGAAUUCAGACACUUUUAAUUUAAUGGUGAAUGAGUGUUUUAGGUUAGGGAAGGUUUCCGAGGCAUUGGAGACAUUCAAGAAGGUGGGGAAGGGACUAAAGACCCGACCUUUUGCGAUGGACGUUGCAGGUUACAAUAAUAUGAUUACAAAGCUUUCAGAGCUUGAAAUGAUGGAGGAAGCAGAAAAGAUUUAUAUGGAGUUGUGUAACAAGUCAUUGAGCCCGGAUGUGACAACUUAUAGGACAAUGAUUGAGGCAUAUGUGAAGAUGGAGAAUGUUGAAGGCGCGUUGGAGAAGUACACGAAGAUGGUGGAGGCAGGGUUGAGAGUCAUUCCAAUCUAUGCCGAAAAGUGGUUUAAUUUCUUGAUUGAGAAAGGCAAGGUUGCAGAGUGCGUGCCUAUUCUCACCAAGAUGGGUGAGAGAGAACCAAAACCUGAUGUAACAACUUAUGAUAUUGUGAUUAGGGCACUCUGCGGGGAAGGUAGUUAUGAUGCAGUUUCCGAUUUAGUAAUUCAGAUGAUAAACUAUGGUGUUGGUCUCACCAGUUCCCUCAGGGAGUUCCUAUUAGAAGCUUUUGGUAACCAAGGUCGUCGUGAGGAGAUUGAAAGAGUUUUUGCUACAAAACCUACGUACUCUAGACCAGCAGGACCACCUCGAGGACAAGUUCCAUGGCUUUCACAAUUGCCUAGACAAACAGCAGGAACUUCUCAUGUUCCGGGACAGCAGACAUCACCAGCUUCUUUAUCAUCACAAAUGCAAGGACAGCAAUCAGGACCUAAUCCAAGGUGGCAACAAGCUUCACCAUCCUCUUUUGGUACUGGACAAGGAUCACAUCAAAUGCAAGGCCAGCAGUCAGCACCUAAUCCAAGUUGGCAACAAGCUUCACCAUCCUCUUUUGGCAUUGGACAAGGAUCGUCACAAAUGCAAGGCCAGCAGUCAGCACCUAAUCCAAAUUGGCAACAAGCUUCACCGUCCUCUUUUGGUAUUGGACAAGGAUCAUCACAAAUGCAAGGCCAGCAGUCAGCACCUAAUCCGAGUUGGCCACAAGCUUCACCAUCCUUUUUUGGUACUGGACAAGGAUCAUCGCAAAUGCAAGGCCAGCAGUCAACACCUAAUCCGAGUUGGCAACAAGCUUCACCGUCCUCUUUUGGUAGUGGACAAGGAUCAUCACAAAUGCAAGGCCAGCAGUCAGCACCUAAUCCGAGUUGGCAACAACCUUCACCAUCCUCUUUUGGUACUGGACAAGGAUCACAUCAAAUGCAAGGCCAGCAGUCAGCACCUAAUCCAAGUUGGCAAAAACCUUCACUGUCCUCUUUUGGUACUGGACAAGGAUCACAUCAAAUGCAAGGCCAGCAGUCAGCACCUAAUCCAAGUUGGCAACAACCUUCACCAUCCUCUUUUGGUACUGGACAAGGAUCACAUCAAAUGCACGGCCAGCAGUCAGCACCUAAUCCAAGUUGGCAACAAGCUUCACCAUCCUCUUUUGGCACUGGACAAGGAUCGUCACAAAUGCAAGGUCAGCCAUCAACUUUUGCACGAAAUCCACAUCAGGCAUCGUCACCUUCUUUUAGUCAACAAGGAUCACAGCAGAUGCAAGGUCAACCAUCAGCUUUUGCAAGAAACGUGCAGCAGGCAUCACCACCUUCUUUCGUGCCACAACGAGAAGCUUCACAUCAGUCCAUGGAGGGAUCACAGCAAAUGCAAGGUCAUCCACCAACUUCAUUCGUGCCAGGAGGAGCUUCUCAUGUGCAAGGUCAGCAAUCAGGUUUCGCACACGUUCCACAAUGGUCAUCACCACCCACUUAUAUGGCAGGACAAGGAGGAAGCCAUCAAAUGCAAGGUCAGUCAUCAGGUUUCACACAAACUCCACAUAAGGCAUCACAUUUUUCUAUGGAUGGACAAAGAGCCCAUUCAAUACAAGGUCCAGAAGAGGCCUCAUCCCAAGGGGACAAUGUUGAGCAAUACCCCCAAGUGGCACGCCAAGGGAGAAUGUAAAUUGGGAAGCAUAGUUUCUCUGUGGGGGCCUGCUUUUGAUACAGUUAUCUGAAUAGGACUGCAGGAACAGGAACAUCUUGGUGUCACCUGGUGGCUAUGGUCAUGGAUUAAUUUGCAUCGAUAGAAAUCAUUGACAAAUUUUGUAGAGACAAUUAAUGGUUUUAGGGUGAUUUGAGUUGCUCAUAAGUGAAUAGUUGUGCUUGUGAAACAAAUUAAAUUGUAAUAUUGGUGAGAGAAUAUUUUUGUUUACUCUACAUUUUGUAUGCUGGAAUUUUCCCCUUUCAUAUUAAUAAAAUUUAUUCUCCUCAUCGAAAAA